Molecule: messenger RNA, 500 nt
Organism: Paramecium octaurelia
Lineage: Eukaryota; Ciliophora; Oligohymenophorea; Peniculida; Parameciidae
Source: the annotation of a GenBank genome assembly
UCUGUUGGCAACAUCAAAAGAACAGUUUUAUAUUUCGUUGGAUUGGCUGAUUUGCAAAUGCACAACAUAAAUGAUACUAAGAAAAUGUACACAACUUUUUCCAGAAUGAGUUUUCUCAAAUAAAACCUCGCUUGUACACUUUAUAAAGUACAUCAUGCAUUUACUAUAUCGGAACAGGUUAAGCAUAAUUUAACACUUAGACUAGAAACCGGUUUUAUUAAAAUGAAAUUAUUUGGAUCUAAUGUAAAAUGUAUUCAAUAGCCAUCAAAUCAUAAAUAAAUUAUGUAGUAUCAGUGUAAUGAAUACUGCCUUAAGUAAAUGUUAUAUGAGAUGUAGGUAUCAAAUGAAAUGCUGAACUUUACCACCAGUAUACCGAUUGGAUCCACAAGGAUUCUAAGUUGUCCAAGUUCAGAUAAUAUUGACAAAUAUAUAUUAGAAAUACAAGAUGAAAAAAUAGCACAUAAGUACAUAAUAAACAAUUGUUUUUGAUCAAAAUUAAU